Messenger RNA from Mus pahari (shrew mouse), 994 nucleotides. Its product is annotated as olfactory receptor 6C74-like. Bases 22 to 960 code for a protein of 312 amino acids. Lineage: Eukaryota; Metazoa; Chordata; Mammalia; Rodentia; Muridae. Gene Ontology annotation, cellular component: membrane. Gene Ontology annotation, molecular function: olfactory receptor activity; G protein-coupled receptor activity. The record is from RefSeq and is a predicted model, not a curated record. The transcript has a single exon. Gene Ontology annotation, biological process: G protein-coupled receptor signaling pathway.
GCUAACAGUCAGAGGAUCACAAUGAAGAACCAUACAAGGGUGACAGUUUUCAUCAUAGCAGGUUUGACUGAUGACCCACAGUGGAAAGUUGUGCUAUUCAUCUUCCUGCUUCUUACCUAUCUGCUCAGCAUCACUGGCAAUCUGACCAUCAUCACACUCACACUGGUAGAUAUUCACCUGAAGACACCCAUGUAUUUUUUCCUUCGGAAUUUUUCUUUCUUAGAGUUUUCCUACACUACUACAUGCAUCCCCAAAUUGCUNGUUACUAUGGCAACUGGGGACAAAACNAUUUCCUAUGGUAAUUGUNUGACUCAAGUGUUUUUUGCUUUCUUAUUUGGAGCAUCAGAAUUUUAUUUGCUGGCAGCUAUGUCCUAUGACAGAUAUGUAGCCAUCUGCAAGCCCCUGCACUAUAUGACUAUCAUGAACAAUAAAGUCUGUGUGCAGCUAGUCCUCAGUUGUUGGCUUGCUGGCUUUUUUGUCAUCUUUCCACCACUCCUGUUAGGCUUGAAUCUUGACUUCUGUGCUUCCAACAUCAUUGAUCAUUUCUACUGUGAUACUACUCCACUCCUGCAGCUUUCCUGCACAGACACACAGCUCCUAGAGACGAUGGGAUUUGUCUCAGCUCUAGUGACACUCUUACUCACAUUGGUAAUGGUGAUCAUAUCCUACAUUUACAUUGCUAUAACAAUUCUAAAAAUCCCUUCAACAAGCCAGAGGAAGAAGGCUUUCUCUACAUGCUCUUCUCACAUGAUUGUAAUAUCCCUUUCAUAUGGCAGCUGCAUCUUCAUGUAUGUUAAACCAUCAGUCAAGCAGAGAGUAUCUAUUUCCAAGGGAAUUUCUGUGCUCAACACCUCAGUGGCUCCACUUCUGAAUCCUUUUAUCUACACUUUGAGGAAUCAGCAAGUAAAAAAGGCAUUCAUUAAUACAGUACACAGGAUUUCAUCUUUCUCAAAGAAAUAACUAUAUUAUUUUAUUAUAUGAAGGAAAUGAAGAA